AUGCUGAACCAUACUACUCCAGCGACUCAACAACGCAACGCCACCUCUGAACCAUCAUUUCAAUCAUUCCGCAAUGUCUCCGCGUGUAAUCGUUGCCGUCUGCGCAAACAUCGCUGUGACCAGCGCCUCCCGCGCUGCGAACCUUGCGAGAAAGCAGGAACACGCUGCGUGGGCUACGAUCCACUCACCAAGCGAGAGGUCCCACGGAGCUAUGUAUGCUUCCUCGAGAGCCAGGUCAAAUAUCUCAAGCAGAUUUUGAUUGAUCAUGGUAUCGAAUUCAAAUGUGCUAUGCCCUUCGAUGAGAAGGAACCAUCGCGGACAGACGCCGUGAAGCACACGUUACCGCGAAGAGAUGAAUUUCCAUCCGAGAGAGCUGGAAUAGACGCUAGGAUUGAGCAGAGAACCGAGAACCCCUCGCUCAAGAGAAAGCUCAGUUCCCCCGCCGAUAACAUUCUGCCCCCACGACAAUUGAAGCGCGUCUUGCAGCUAAACUUGAUUCUCAAGGACCUGCUCACCGACAGCUAUGCAUCUUACCACUGCGACAAGGAGCAUGUGCAGCCACCUCCACAGAAGCCUGUCUCCACGCGAGCCGUGCAGGGUAUCUCCAUCCCACACGAGCCGUGGUCCACGCCAGAGCUAAGUGAUGGCCACGCGAGUUCCGAUUCGAGUUCUGGGUCUCCUGAAUCACUACUGCACUUUGACGACGCGCCUUCGGUCCAGGAUACUCCCGCUCUUAGCGACGACUUGCAAUUCAAAGGGCCGUCUACACCGGAGAGCUAUUGUACGGCUGAUCUUAAUACAAUGAAUAUCAAUACGGAUGCCCUUGGGUCGAGGCCACUUAUCAACACCAGCUCUCGGGAUUUUUCACAGGACGUCUCAGAGAAGCAAUUUGCUCCCCUAGAGCCAAAAGAAAUGCAAGCUAGUUCUGAGAUUGGAUUUGAUUUCACUUCGGGUCUCGACCAAAAACAGAACACGCAACCCACUUACGACCUUCUGGAUGAGUUCCUCAUCGGCUGGGAUGAAGACCGGCUGGGAAUAGACUAA
This is a messenger RNA of Penicillium cataractarum, 1044 nucleotides long. RefSeq lists its product as uncharacterized. The record is from RefSeq and is a predicted model, not a curated record. Gene Ontology annotation, molecular function: zinc ion binding; sequence-specific DNA binding; DNA-binding transcription factor activity, RNA polymerase II-specific. Gene Ontology annotation, biological process: positive regulation of transcription by RNA polymerase II. The coding region runs from base 1 to 1044 and encodes 347 amino acids. The transcript has a single exon. Lineage: Eukaryota; Fungi; Ascomycota; Eurotiomycetes; Eurotiales; Aspergillaceae.